AUGGGAUUGCUGGCGGAAGAGAGGAGAAAUUCCUCUCCGCCAGCAUCGAAGGAAGGAGGGAAACCACAAAAGGGGCCAUGGGGGAAAGUGAUUGACGGGUUUUGCAUCUGCCUGAAUAUUGCCAGUACAGUUAUACUGGUCUUUUUGAACAACUGGAUAUUAAAAGACAAGCAACUCAAAAACAUGCAAAUAUUGUUCGCCAUGUGGCAUUUCACUUGCACAUCGAUCGUCUUAUGGGUAGCGAGCAGGUCGCCCUUCAACCUCUUUGUGCCAAUACGACUCCCGUUCCUGCAGAUGAUACCUCUCUGCGCCUUCUUUGCAGGAUUCCUCGUUCUUGGAAACUUGAGUUUGGCAUACAAUUCAAUUGGCUUCUACCAGUUAGCCAAAAUCAUGACUACGCCCUGCGUCGCAGUCCUACAAUACUUCUUCCUCGGAAAAUCAAUAUCAGGGGCUACAAUCGGUGCUUUAGCCAGUCUCUGUAUUGGCGUUGCUCUUACAAAUUCCGGAGCAACCGGAACCACAGCGCUGGGUGUAUCGAUAGCAGUUGCUGCUUUCACAGUUACAGCAUUCUACCAAGUGUGGAUCGGGAAGAAGAUGAAGGACUUCGCGGUCUCAAGUCCACAGCUGUUGUUGAACCAAGCCCCAAUAUCCGUUUUACUGCUGGCUUUUCUGGUUCCGUUCUUCGACACUGUUCCGGACUUCUCAAUUAUACCGAACGACACGCUCAUCGCUUUGUUUUUGUCUGGUCUUGCGGCAGCGGCUCUAAACCUCUCCCAAUUCCUGAUCAUCGGACGAAUGAGCGCGCUAACUUUCAACGUCGCUUCAAACGUCAAAACAAUCAUCAUCCUCACAUACGGCUGGAUGAGCGAAGGAAGGAUGCUCACAGCAAAAGAUGCGUUAGGUAUCAUUCUCGCGCUUGGAGGCGCUACAUUAUAUAGCCAGCUCUCCCAACGAUGA
Mollisia scopiformis is the source of this 957-nucleotide messenger RNA. RefSeq names its product TPT-domain-containing protein. Gene Ontology annotation, molecular function: antiporter activity. The transcript is spliced from 4 exons. The coding region runs from base 1 to 957 and encodes 318 amino acids. The record is from RefSeq and is a predicted model, not a curated record. Gene Ontology annotation, cellular component: Golgi apparatus. NCBI's taxonomy places the organism in Eukaryota, Fungi, Ascomycota, Leotiomycetes, Helotiales, Mollisiaceae.